AUGGGAUCACAAAUUUCAAAAACAACCAACGAAGAUUUUACAAAACCCAAAACCAAUCGAUCUUCCUCUUCGAAUACAAAAAAACCCGAAGACAUUGUUUUGGACAAGGUUCUUGCCAAUCCAAUUAUUAAACAAAAACUUGGAAAUAAUAUUCAACAAAUGCGAAUGUUCGCUCAACAAUUGAGUGAUCCCGAAGAAUUGAAAGAAUCCUAUUUACAUACGGAUUGGGUUCAAACCACCAAAUUGAUUUCUGACAUUUCGAACAAAGUCAAUGAAGAUGCAUCUUCGACAUUAAAUUCAAAUUCUUCGGAUUUGAUUCGAAGAGGUUCGCAAUUGUUACAAUCGACUCAAUCCGCUAACGAUAUGAAAAUUAUUGGUAAUUUUAAUUCGACCAUGAGCAAUAGUCAAGGAGAAGGAGAUUUGAUAAAUAUGGAAAUUUCAAAACAACCACCCAUACAAUUGAAAGACAAGAUUCGAAUUAAAUUGUUAGUGACAGAGACGGCGAGAAAUAGUACGGAUCGAACCAUUCGACAAUUAUUGUCACCUGUGUUGAAUUCGUUUAAUGUAUUGCCAGAGAUGGGAAUGUUUCAUACAGCUCUCAUUGUUGGACCAUGGAAAUUGGAGUUCAACGACUCUGGAAUUGUCGUACCUCGUAAAAUCAUGUCACAAGCUGCCGUAUUAACCGCAGAUAUUGAUUACAUUUCAACAGUGGAUAGACUUGAAGAAGUAAUUGAUACUCUUGCCAAAGUCAUUUGCAAAUGGAAUGUCAACAUGAUCUACAAACAAACAGGAGGAGAUCCAACCAAGCAUGGUAACUGUCAAGAUUUUGUAGAUGAUUGCUUGGCAGCUUUAGGAGUGAAAUUGAAUUUUGAAGGAGCUCUCAAAAACUUUAUCACUCGUUUAAAGAAAACAGGAAAUAGCAAACUUCAAUUUGAAAUGACUCGAGAAUUUAUUGAAAAAUUCAAAUUAGUGGACUUGUAUCCAUCGUUGCGACGAGCUCUUGACAACUCCUCUCAAGAAACCAAAUCCGAUCAAACACAAGGAGGAGAAGGAUCAGGAGCAGAAGAUGAACUUCCUGCAGGUGCUCUCGUUUUUCAAACUCACAAAGAUUUGGAUCGUUUUGUUUGGUAUUUAAUGCAACAAGAUUAUGAAUUUCAAAAUCAUUAUCCAUGUGAAUAUCAAUUAUUGAAAUCUUUUGACAGAGCUUUUUGGGUCAAAGCUCUCACCUAUCCAAAUAUGGAACAAUUUCAUCCACUCUAUGAAGAUGAAGACAUGAACGUGGGAGCUGCAAAAUCAUCUUCAACAUCCAAACAAGCAAGUCAUAAUGAGGAAAGAAAACAACGAUGUCCUUUUGGAGAUCCCUGUGCCUCUUCCUUCAUUUACUUGUAA
Molecule: messenger RNA, 1389 nt
Organism: Naegleria lovaniensis
Lineage: Eukaryota; Heterolobosea; Eutetramitea; Acrasida; Naegleriidae
Exons: 3
Coding region: 1-1389 (462 amino acids)
Source: RefSeq, a predicted model, not a curated record